Molecule: messenger RNA, 4455 nt
Organism: Ictalurus punctatus (channel catfish)
Lineage: Eukaryota; Metazoa; Chordata; Actinopteri; Siluriformes; Ictaluridae
Product: tyrosine-protein kinase Lyn
Exons: 13
Coding region: 152-1660 (502 amino acids)
Biological process (GO): innate immune response; cell differentiation; protein phosphorylation
Cellular component (GO): extrinsic component of cytoplasmic side of plasma membrane
Molecular function (GO): signaling receptor binding; ATP binding; non-membrane spanning protein tyrosine kinase activity
Source: RefSeq, a predicted model, not a curated record
UCGAUGUGGUUUUUGAAUGCCAAAAGUUUCAACAACUAGAUAUAACCAAAGUUAAGAGAACCUACCCAGUGAAGCAAAAACCUGUGAUAUAUCAUCAUCAUCUUGGAGCAAGAGUGAAUUCUGAACAUUGACUGAACUUUAAAGAAUUAGUAUGGGAUGUGUGAGCUCUAGGGAAAAGGGUGGUGGUGUGAAACAAAGGCAGAAUCCCCGGCCCCCAGAAGUCAAAAGAUACAUCACUGACCCAGCUCAGAAUUCAUCAUCACUGUUGCCUGGGCAGGUUCUGCAGAAUGUGGAAUGUGCUGUAUCCACAGACAGCAAGAUGGUCAUUGCUAUAUUCUCAUAUGAUGCGGAGAAUAAGAAUGAGCUAGCUUUCAAAAAAGGAGACAAACUUGUAAUAUUGGAUGAGAAUGGCGAGUGGUGGAAAGCAAAGUCACUUUCUUCGGGCAAAGUAGGAUUAAUACCUUCCAAUUACAUAAAGCUAGAAGAGAGCAUGGACAACAAAGACUGGUACUUUAAGAACAUCAGCAGAAUAACAGCUGAGAGAAACCUGCUGGCUCCUGCCAAUAAACCAGGUGCCUUCCUCAUACGCCAGAGUGAGACAACUGCAGGAAGUUACUCCAUGUCAGUGAGAGACGUGGGUCCUAAUCGCUCAGCUGUGGUAAAGCAUUAUAAGAUUCGUCUACUGGAAAAUGGAGGAUUUUACAUCUCUCCAAGAAUCACCUUCCAAACAAUAGAUGACCUCAUUGUGUACUAUCAGAAACAGGCCAAUGGUUUAUGUCAGCGAUUAGGCAAAGCCUGUGUGAAGCCUAAAAAUGCCGUCCAGUGGGAUGAAGAUGCUUGGGAAAUUCCCAAAGAAUCUCUUCAUAUGACGAAGAGGCUUGGAGCUGGUCAGUUUGGUGAGGUCUGGCUAGCAACGUAUAACAACACAACUAAAGUGGCAGUGAAGACCCUGAAGCCAGGCAGCAUGUCAGUUGAGGCAUUUCUGCAGGAGGCCAACUUGAUGAAAACUCUACGGCAUGAACGCCUUGUCCGCCUUUACGCCGUGGUCACCAAAUCACAGCCCCUCUACAUCAUCACUGAAUUCAUGUCUAAUGGGAGCUUGUUGGACUUUCUGAAAAGUCCACCAGGCAGAAGAAUACAGUUUCCUAAACUGGUCGACUUUGGAGCUCAAAUUGCAGAAGGCAUGGCAUACAUUGAAAAGAAGAACUACAUUCAUAGAGACUUGAGAGCUGCAAACGUCCUUGUCAGUGAGAGCCUGCUCUGUAAGAUUGCUGACUUCGGCCUGGCUAGGGUCAUUGAGGAGAAUGAAUAUUCAGCCAGAGAAGGUGCUAAAUUCCCCAUUAAGUGGACUGCACCAGAAGCUAUAAACUAUGGUUCAUUCACUAUCAAAUCAGAUAUGUGGUCAUUUGGCAUCCUUCUCUAUGAGAUCGUCACCUAUGGGAAACUCCCCUAUACAGGUCUAAGCAACAGUGAAGUGAUGGCACGAGUGCAGCGUGGCUAUCGCAUGCAGUGUCCUGAUAACUGCCCAUCUGAACUGUAUGAGAUCAUGACUUCAUGCUGGAAAGCUAAACCAGAGGAGCGGCCCACGUUUGACUUCAUGCAGAGUGUGCUGGAGGACUAUUACACAGCCACAGAGGGCCAGUACCAGAGCCAGCCAUGAUAACAUGCCAGAUUCCAAACAGUCAAGAACAUCAUAUAGAAUUUCAUUUUUUAUAGCCACCCAGUAAGUUGGUUGAGUUCAACAUUGUCAAGGAUAUACUCCCUAGAAUUGCACAAAUAAUUAAGAAACCAUGGAACCUUGAAAAGCACAAGGAAAUAAGGAACUAAGGCUCAGCAGGUGGAGUCUGUCCUCCUCUGUGCUGAAGGAAGGCUGGUUGAUCUCAUUAAAUGCACCCAAUGCUCAUCAAUCAGCAAACAAAGAAGAAAAAUAACUAAUUAUUUGGCUUUUUUCAGGUUUGUUAAUAAUUAACAUGAACAUUUUUAUGAGAAUGCCAACAGUAGAUCAGUCCACCAACAGACAUUACUACCUGGAAAAACAUGAAAAUCUUCAAACCAAAGUGCUCAUAGCUCAGUCCAGGGUACAAAUGUGAUCCUUUUCCCCCUGCCACCACCAUCCCUUUUGGGGGGACCACUGAGACUUUAUUUAUUUUACUUCAUCCAUAUUUGUGGAUGUGCUAUGCUUCAUAUUUAAGGGUUAGUAUGGGUGAGUGGUGGGUGUAGGACGUAACAGACAGGGUAGUUGAGGAGACAAAACAAUAGACAAAACAGCGCAAUAUUAAUGUUAUUUGUUUUCCAGUUUGCUAGUAUGGUUUUCUUGGCGAUGAAGAACUAUUGUGGUUUCCUUUGUGAUGCUGAUCCUAGCUGUAUCUCAGAGUAAGCAUUGUGAAGGGCAGAGUGGGGUGGUGUGAUUUAGAAAACAAGAUAUUUUCUUCGUGAUUUGUUUCCAGAAGUGCUUAACUGGUGUGCAGUCAGAUAUGGCAUGUAUGUAAUCAUCUGGUGUAUUUUGUGUGCACCGCAUACAGAUUUCGGAUUCCUUGAAGUCCAUUAUAUACAUCCUAGAACCAGUGUAGUGAAUUAUAUGGAUUAUUUUGUAUUGUGUUAUGGGCAGACUAGUGUUAUUAGCUAUGUAGGACAUGUUCUGUAGGAUUUGUGUGGAAAAUUCUUCUCUGGGUGUGAUUGCAAAGCCUUUUUUUUAUACAUAAUAUGGUAAUUGUAGAGUUGUAGUUGGAUAUUAUUUUAUAUAUUUUGGAUAAGGUCUUCUGAUACUAAUGGGGGAAGGUCUAAUGUGUUGUCUUUUAGGUUAUUUACAACAUAUAAUGGAUGAGUUGUAGAAAUUCAAAGAAAUGUUUAUUUUCUAGUGCAUGCUUCUUGACUGGAUAUGGAAAUGAUGUAAAGCUGUUGUUUUGACGUGUUUGCAAAGUCAGGGCUGUGCUAUAUGUGUGUGCGUUCAUUUAGUUGGAGUGGUGAAUUUAUAGUUUUAAGAUGUUAAAGUCGCUGCAAUUGUCGGGCUUUUGAAGCAGGGGUGGCGUUUGACUCAUCAGCUGUGCUGAUGAAGGGUAGAUCCAAGAUUCUGAUUUCUUUGCAUAGUGCCUGUUCAGCAUCUAGAUACAGGUCAUUUGUCUGACUUGCUUUUAUACAUUUUAUUAUAUAUUUAUUUUUAGUGGUUAGUAAGGUAAUAUUGUUGAACAUUUGGAGCAGCAAGUCCUCCAUGAUAUUUGGCUGUUUGUUAGGUCGUUAAUUUGAUUCUAGGAGGUUUGUUUUUCCAAUAAAAUUUGGUGAUACUGGAAUCAAGUGAUAUGAACCAAGAAGGGGGAGGUUGAGCAGGGACAAUUUAAAAUAAGUAAUUUAUUUUGGGUAGUAUCAUCAUUUUUAUGGAUGCUAUUCUUCCAAUGAGAGCGAGGGCAAGGUUUAUCCAGCAUUGGAGAUCAUAAUUUAUGAUGUGCAAUAAUGGGUUAAAGUUGAGUUUAUGCAGGUCUGACAGCUUUGUGGAGAGUUUGACACCAAGAUAAGUGAUGCAGUCAGUGCUUAUGGUUAUAGAUUGUACCUCAGUUUCGAGAAGAUUCAUGUUGAGAGGGAGCAUAGUGGAAUUGAGUAAUUGGAAAUUUUGGAAUUCUUUACAAUUAUGUAUUCAGCCUGCAGGUUUUUGUAAGAAGAGUAAAAUGUUGUCAGCAUAUAAACUGAUUGUGUUCCAUGGUUGCUGACUGGUUCGCAUUAAUGUUUACAUUUUGUUAUUGUUGCCGCUAAUGGUACAACACUUUAAAGUGUUGUAAUGUGAUCCAAUUUAAAACUACACUCACCAGCCAUUUUAAUAGGAACACCAGUACCCCUCCCAAUUAUCCAAUCAGCCUAUCAUAUGGCAGCAGUGCAAUGUACAAAUUCAUGCAGAUACAAGUCAAGAGCUUCACUUAAUGUUUACAUUAAACUUGAUAAUGGGGGAAAUCAUGAUCAUAUUGGCUUUGACCAUGGCCCGGUUGUUGGUGCUAGACAGGCUGGUCACAUCUUGGUUCUCGGUCAGCCUUGACUAGGAAUCUCAGAAAAACUGAAGAGUUAUGAUUGGGGGGGAAAGAAAAAUAAAUAAAUAAAUAAAAUAAAAAAAAUAACCUUGCCAUGGUCUUUGACCAGUCUUCAACAAUCUUCCUCAUAUGAGACACUGUGCAUUCUGAGGCACUUUUCUGCUCACCAUGGUUGUGUUAUUGGAACCUUCCUGUCAGCUCAAACCAGUCUGCCCAUUCUCCUCUGAAGGCGUUUCUGCCUAAUAUACAGAUCAACCACAAAGGGUCCAGUGAGUAUAGUCUGGAAAAGGAUUGCCCUCUAAAUUAUUUACUAUUAACUUCUGAAAAUAAACCCCUUUGUAAAUAGGUCUUAGCUCCACUCUUAAAUGUAAGCAUAAGGUGCUUGUUGUACAGGGUGAUGUAAAAAAGAUUUUUUUUAUAAUAAAGUUAAAACCAAAAUGUG